CUUCAACACUAGACGCCUUCCGCUCUCGCACUAGGAUCAAACUUAGGGACUCUGGUAACCGUACCCGUCGAACUCUGCAAAGAGUUCGACGUGCUUUACUCAUACAUCAGCCCGCGGAGUUUCUCGUCGGCUUUUCUCAGCGGGUCGUGAUUCCGAUGCGGCAAUAGAUGCAUUUGUGAAGCCAGCUGCUUCUAGCCCAGGUCUCUGGAGGCGCUGGUGCAGCUGUUAGCAAAUCUCAUCCCUCCUGACCGAGCCCGUGCUGGCCCGCCUGUCUUGGUAAAACAGGAAAGGCCUCUGGAAUUUCUGCGGAUAAAUACAAACUAAAGCAACAAAAUGAGACCUCAGAGAAAAGAAGCCGGGGCGUUUACAAAAUUUAGAUUACUGAUAUGGAAAAAUUUAAUACAACAAUGGAGACACCGCUUACAAACAGUUGUAGAAUUAUUACUGCCUGUUAUAACUAUGACACUUAUACUAAUCCUAAGGUGGCAAGUUGAACCAACAAAUCGGGAAACAAUCAGGUACCCAGAAAUAUCGUCACAUAGCCUUCAAUACUCGUCAAUGAUAAUCGCAGGCCUGAACACAACAAGAAUGUCAAUAGCCUAUUCACCGACUAGUCCCGAACUUGAAGACGUUGUGCGAAGUAGCGUCGCUAAUCUGUUGCUUUUAAAUAUUAAGCAUAUAAUAAAUGAUACAGAAACAAUCAUGCCAGAAGUAGAGCUACCGCCCGACAUAAAUUGGAAUGAUAGUGCUAUUUAUGAAAUUAUCAAACGCAUCUUGAGAGUAGAUGCAUAUGAUAAUAGUAACGCUUUAAGGGGUAUAUACGCUCUUGAAGAAAUAACACGUGAAGUUGUACUGGCUGUGGAAUUUAAUGAUUCGCUCCUUGGGGCAACGGAGUUGUCAAAUAACUUAUCAUUUGCAUUGAGAUUUCCCGAGAGGCCUAGGUUAAACUCAUUUUACGCACAAGGUGGUCGCUCUUGGAGAACAGAUGAUGUAUUUCCUGUAUUUGAAAAUCCAGGACCGAGAUUUCCUUUGUCGUGGGAAGGUGGCAAUGACCCAGGAUACGUAAAUGAAAUGUUUAUAGCAUUUCAAAGCUGUAUUUCGGCGGAACUUGUAUCUAGAUUAACGGGGAAGCCGGAAUUAAAAUCGUUUUCUGUGAACAUACAAAGAUACCCGCACCCGCCCUAUGUGGACGAUUUAGCAGUAGAAGCAUUGCAAAUGAUUUUUCCGAUGUUCAUAUUGUUGAGUUUUAGUUAUUCAGCCGUGAAUUUAGUAAGAGCAGUUACUUUAGAAAAGGAAUUGCAGUUAAAGGAAACGAUGAAAAUAAUGGGAAUAUCCACGUGGCUCCAUUGGACCGCAUGGUUCUUCAAGCAAUUUAUUUAUUUAAUGAUAAGUGCAAUCCUUAUCAUUGUCCUCUUAAAGGUUAGUUGGUUUACAAAUGCGGACGGAUUCAGCGGAUACGCGGUCUUCACGAACACUCCUUGGACCGUUUUGCUUUUUUUUCUAGCGCUUUACCUGAUUUGUUCAAUCUUUUUUUGUUUUAUGAUCAGCGGCUUCUUUUCUAAAGGUAGUACAUCAGCAUUGUUCGGAGGCGUUAUUUGGGUACUGGUGUAUAUCCCAGCAUUACUGCUUUCAAUGGAUAACAAUAUGUCCAUUGUAACACAGGUCAUCACCUGCCUCAGUGUAAACUGCGCCAUGUCUUACGGCUUUCAGUUAUUGUUCGGAAAAGAGAGUAUUGGUGGUAUGCAAUGGGGAGAUUUUAUGGCAUCACCAUCAUCGGACUCUUCGCGAUUCGUUUUUGGGCAUGUAAUUCUGAUGCUGGUAUUUGAUUCCGUGCUGUAUAUGUUAAUAGCCCUGUAUUUAGAGCAAGUCUUGCCUGGACCCUUCGGUUUACCAAAGCCAUGGUAUUUUCCUAUACAAAAGAGCUUUUGGUUUCCUAACAACGAAGAAUCUAAAAAUGGCAUUAUAAUUGAACACGCAAUUUCUAAUGACGAUGUUAUUUUGGAAAAGGAUCCGGAAAAUCUCACAGUUGGUGUUAGAAUGAAUAAUUUAACUAAAAUAUUUGGCGCAAACGUAGCAGUGAACCAAUUGACUUUGAACAUUUUUGAUAACCAAAUAACUGUAUUACUUGGUCACAACGGUGCCGGUAAAUCAACAACCAUGUCUAUGCUAACAGGAAACAUGAAAGCUACCCGUGGCUCAGUAACAUUAGCGGGCUAUGAUAUUCAAACACAAGUUAAAGCGGCUAGAGCUCAUCUCGGCUUUUGCCCGCAACACAAUGUACUUUUCAACGAUUUAACUGUCAAAGAACAUUUGGAAUUCUUCGCCAGACUUAAAGGAUUUUCGGGAAAAGAACUUUAUCAAGAGAUAGAUUCUUUAAUUGAAAAGUUAGAACUUCAAGAAAAGCAAAACUACGUCGCUAAUGGAUUAUCAGGUGGUCAGAAACGUAGAUUAUGCGUUGGAAUAGCCCUGAGUGGUGCCGCUAGCGUGGUAUUGCUGGAUGAGCCUACAUCGGGAAUGGAUCCGGCUUCAAGACGAGCCCUGUGGGACUUAUUGCAAAGAGAGAAACGAGGGCGCUCUAUUAUCUUAACAACUCAUUUCAUGGACGAGGCUGAUGUUCUCGGUGACCGAGUGGCGAUUAUGGCUAAUGGUCGUCUCCAGUGCGUUGGGACACCAUAUUUUUUGAAACGCCAUUACGGAGUUGGUUACACAUUAGUCGUUGUCAAAAAGGAAGGUUUCGACUACACGGCGUGCACCGAUCUAAUCAAUAAAUAUAUACCCGGGAUUGCAAUUAAAGAAGAUCGCGGACCAGAAAUAAAUUACUCCUUAACAAACAUCCAGUCUCAUGUAUUUGAAGAUAUGCUUAACGAUUUCGAAAAGAAUGUUAACAAUAUUAAAUUCAAAGACUAUGGCUUGAUAGCAACUACUUUAGAAGAUGUAUUCAUGUCAGUGGGUUCUGAUGUGGCAACAAUAAACUCUGUCAGCGACGAUGGAGCUGCAAGUCUUGAUCUAUCAGGCGAUGAUAAUCUAAAAAAUGAAUUUUCAUCUUUGGAACAAUUGACGAAAGAAGGUAAAGUGUCAGGAGCAAGUCUGGUCGGAAAGCACGUGUUAGCAGUUUGGAUGAAACUGUUUUUGGUCUGGUUUCGUUCUUGGUGGAUGGUACUCCUCCAGUUGGCUGUUCCAAUAGUUAUGAUGAAUGCGACGCUGCUGAUCGUACAGUUCCUCAUUUCGUUCGUUGCCAAUAUCCAAAUAAGGCAUUUGUCACUCGAAUAUGGGUAUUCGAGGACCGAGACAUUGUUAUCAUUCAACGGAAGUUCAAGUUCAUCCAUUGGUGCGUUGGCAAGCAACGCUUACGAAAAUAUUUUUAAGUCAUCUGGCAUAGAUACCAUGGAAAUAACAAUCGUAGAAGAUCAGUCAAUCGACGAGUAUUAUUUAGAAAGGGCAUCAGAUCCAAUUGAAAUGGGUGCACUGCGACACAGUGUCCUGACAGGCGCUACAUUUUCUGACGACGUCGCGACCGCGUGGUUCAGCAACUUCGCCUACCAUGAUGUGGCGACUUCAUUGGCUUCUGUUUAUUCAGCGCUACUUCGAGCCUUCAACUCCACAGCCGAGAUCAAUGUGUACAAUCACCCUAUAGAAGCCACAUAUAAAAAUCAAAACGACAUGCAACUGUUGGUCACCAUGAUAUCGAUGCAGCUCUCCUCCGGCGUGGCCAGCUGUAUCGCCAUCGUCAGCGCCGUCUUCGUCAUGUUUUAUAUUAAGGAACGUGCGUGUGGUGCUAAGUUACUACAAAAGGCGGCUGGCAUCCAGCCCGCUGUACUUUGGGGGAGCGCAGCGGUCUUUGACUGGCUCUUGUUCAGUAUUAUCUGCAUUACCAUUGUAAUUACAUGUGCUGCGUUCGAGGUACAGGGACUAUCUACUUUUGUAGAAUUGGGACGAAUGUACCUUUGCCUGAUUGUGUACGGCGCGGCGAUGCUACCACUCAACUAUCUACUGUCGCAUUUAUUCGAAGGGCCAGCUUUAGGUUUUGUCGUCAUAUUCUUCACGAAUUGUUUGUUGGGUAUGAUGGGGCCACAAAUAGUUGAGGCUUUGUCGUCUCCGCAACUCAACACUCAAAACGUAGCGGACAUACUCGAUACGAUAUUUCAAUUUUUCCCGCUCUACAGCCUUGUGACAUGUGUCAGGGAAUUGAACCAGAUAGGUCUGGUGGAGUACUCGUGUAUGCGUGGAUGCGAGUACAUUUCAGUGUUGUUGCCAGACCUCAAGGAAUGCACAAUGGCGGUCAUGUGUGAACAUUACUUGGAGUCUUGCUGUGUUCGUGAAAGUCCUUAUUUCGAAUGGGAAAAACCAGGCGUCCUUCGAUAUCUGGUCGUGAUGUUGGCUACCUGCGGUGUUUUGUGGUUGAUCCUUAUGACUAUCGAGUAUCGUUUGUUCCAAAAGGUCUUCAUGUUCAGAAAAAUACCGCCUCCGAUACCGGAGAAUACGCUCGAUAAGGACGUGGCUGACGAGGCGGAGCAUGUCCGGCAGAUCAGCAAGCCAGAUCUGGCGCGGCACGGACUCGUCGCGAAGAACCUCUCCAAAUAUUACGGAUCGAAUCUCGCAGUCGACCAAGUAUCUUUCACUGUUAGCGACUCUGAAUGUUUCGGUCUGCUCGGAGUGAACGGUGCCGGGAAAACGACCACAUUUAAAAUGUUGAUGGGCGACGAGAACAUCUCCAGCGGCGAAGCGUUCGUCAGCGGGUACUCCGUCCAGCAGCGGCUGACUAAAGUGCACAAGAAUAUCGGCUACUGUCCUCAGUUCGACGCUUUGUUCGGGGAGCUGACUGGGCGCGAAACGCUGCGCCUGUUCUCAUUGUUGCGCGGCCUUCGGAACUUCAGCGGCGCGCACGCGGACAUCCUCGCGCACUCCCUCGGCUUCCUUAAGCAUUUAGAUAAAAGAGUGGAUCAGUAUUCUGGUGGAACAAAAAGGAAGUUAAACACAGCAAUAGCUUUCCUAGGAACAACUCGUUUAAUUUUCGUUGAUGAACCGACAACGGGCGUAGAUCCCGCUGCCAAACGACACGUUUGGCGGGCGAUGCGCGGCGUGCAGCGCACGGGGCGCGGGGUGGUGCUGACGUCACACAGCAUGGAGGAGUGCGAGGCGUUGUGUUCGCGCCUCACGAUAAUGGUCAACGGCCGGUUCCAGUGUCUCGGCUCACCGCAGCAUCUCAAAAACAAAUUUUCUCAAGGAUUCACUUUGAUCAUCAAACUGAAGUCAAAUGAGGAGACAAAUCCGUCAUCCAGCAGAAACCAAGAAGAAGCUAUUAAAAGUUACGUCACCGCCAAUUUCGUCAACCCUAAGAUGAUGGAGGAGCAUCAGGGUCUGAUAACAUACUAUUUGCCGGAUCAGACUGUGCCGUGGUCGAAGAUGUUCGGUAUAAUGGAACGAGCGAAACAAUCCCUCGACGUUGAAGAUUACAGCAUCUCUCAGACGACCCUAGAGCAGAUAUUCUUGCAGUUUACGAAAUAUCAAAGGGAAGGCUUGUGAAUGAGAUUGUAAUAUUUAUUCUUAAGUGAUAGUAAAUAACAAUAGUGGAAUUGCUUUAUUGGUCUGCCAUUAGUACCAGUUUAGAUUUAAAAUUUGUCACUCUAAUAAUUAAAUUUGUCAAAUUAAAUUUAAAUAAAUCUCCCCAAUGAGAAGUAUGUUAAUUUUUUUUCUAUUCAAACGAAAUGAACAUGACGGAAAUUAAUUUAAUAUUAAAACAAUAAAAGUUUUAGAACAAA
Molecule: messenger RNA, 5759 nt
Organism: Bombyx mori (domestic silkworm)
Lineage: Eukaryota; Metazoa; Arthropoda; Insecta; Lepidoptera; Bombycidae
Product: phospholipid-transporting ATPase ABCA1
Exons: 32
Coding region: 334-5523 (1729 amino acids)
Biological process (GO): transmembrane transport; lipid transport
Cellular component (GO): intracellular membrane-bounded organelle; membrane
Molecular function (GO): ABC-type transporter activity; lipid carrier activity; ATP binding
Source: RefSeq, a predicted model, not a curated record